CCCACAGCUGAAAGUCGGCAGCAUCAUCGCCACUCCUCCCAAUAGGAAGGGCGCAUCCCGGUAGCUAGCUGGCUAGCUGUAUUCAGCAUAACGAUGGCAGUUAACCUCAGCAAAAAUGGCCCUGCAUUAACAGCUGCAUAUAAAGAAGUGGUGGAUGAAAAAUCCAAUACCAACUGGGCCUUAUUCACCUAUGAGGGAAACAGCGAUGACAUCCGACUGGCAGAAAAAGGGGAUGGAGGGCUGGAAGAGCUGGUUGAAGAGCUCAACAGUGGAAAAGUGAUGUACGCCUUCUGCCGGGUGCAGGAUCCAAAUUCCGGCCUGCCCAAAUAUGUCCUCAUCAACUGGACCGGAGAGGGAGUAAAGGAUGCCAGGAAGGGAAUAUGUGCAAAUCAUGUCAGCGCCAUGGCCAAUUUUCUUAAGGGGGCUCAUGUCACAAUAAAUGCUAGAGCAGAGGAGGAUGUGGAACCUGAGUCGAUCAUGCAAAAGGUGGCUAAAGCCUCGGGAGCCAACUACAGCUUCCACAAAGAAGUUUCCAGCCGCUUCCAGGACAGUGGUCCUCAGGGUCCCGUGGGCUCAGUGUACCAGAAAACAAACGCCAUGUCAGAAAUCAGAAAGACCAAUAAAGACAACUUCUGGGCCCAGGCAGAGAAAGAAGAGGAGAAGCGUCGGCAGGAGGAGCGGCGCAAGGCAGAGGAGGAGCGCAAGCUGCUGGAAAAAGAGAGGAAAGACAGAGAGGCCAAGGAGGCUCAAAUGAGGGAAAAAAGGGACAAGGAGAGGGCCUCUCAAAUUGACCAACAAAAGAAGUACCAGCAGCAGCACGAAGUUGAGAGUAGAGAGCAGGAAAAACAGCGUUGGGAGGAGCAGGAGGAGAACCAGGCAGCCCAGUCGAAAGCAAUCAAGAGAGGUGAAUCUGUGGAGAAGGCCAAUGAGGCUGCUUCUCUCAUCUCUCAGCGUGCUGUGAACCCCAGAGAAAUGUUCAAGCAGAGAGAGAGGGGAAUAACUCCCAGUGACUCAGAUGUGCCUCCUGCUGCUCCUGCAAGCCCUCAGCCAGGGCAUCUUCAAAGCCCUUUUCUGUCUAAGCAAGUGUAUGAAUCUGAGCGAGCCAGCUCACCUCAGCGCCAAGCUUCUCCUGUGCCUGCAAGCUCCGCCUCUCCUGUCCGUGCCACAGAGCCUGAUGUGGCUGAUGGGCAGUCCCGGUGUGAGUAUGAUGAGCAGGACGCGGCCCCUCAGGAGCAGAAAGAACAAGUACCAGCUGCCAACUCGUGUGUUCAAGAGCCACAUUAUGAAGAGCCUCCUCAGGUGGAGGAGACUAACUCCUGUGAGGUGGCUGCCGAGGACACAUCAGACAGAGGCAUCUGUGCCAGAGCGUUAUAUGACUACCAAGCUGCUGAUGACACGGAGAUCUCUUUCGACCCGGACGAAAUCAUCACCGGGAUCGAGAUGAUAGACGAGGGCUGGUGGCGAGGCUACGGCCCAGAUGGCCAUUUUGGAAUGUUCCCAGCCAAUUACGUGGAACUCAUCUAGCCCAGCACGCCGCUUUCCCCGCAGAUCAUUGGACCUCUGCAGUAAAAAAAAAAAAAAAAUCGACACGCAGCAACGUCAGUCCUCACACAC
Messenger RNA from Archocentrus centrarchus (flier cichlid), 1614 nucleotides. It is a transcript of the gene dbnlb, whose product is annotated as drebrin-like b. The record is from RefSeq and is a predicted model, not a curated record. The coding region runs from base 94 to 1524 and encodes 476 amino acids. Lineage: Eukaryota; Metazoa; Chordata; Actinopteri; Cichliformes; Cichlidae. Gene Ontology annotation, biological process: positive regulation of axon extension; regulation of actin filament polymerization; positive regulation of dendritic spine morphogenesis. Gene Ontology annotation, cellular component: actin filament; site of polarized growth; postsynaptic density. Gene Ontology annotation, molecular function: actin filament binding. The transcript is spliced from 15 exons.